ACUCCAUAUUGGUCAGAAAAGCAACCAAAACUUUAUUUAUGAUAUUAUGUGGACAGUGCAAAGCCUAUGACGAAUGCCUAACUGAGUUCGCUUCCUCAAAUCACGGGAAAGAAGUAUAAGGACUCUAAGAGAUAGGAUUCAGAAUUUGGUGAAGAAAUAUCUAUUAAAAUCAGAAUCCUUGAAAGGAAAGUAAGUUCAUGAAUGAGAAUGCUGUUCGUUAAAUGUGGAUUCAAGUAUUGUCUGUUGGAAUCGACAUUCAUUAUCUCUGAAUAGAAAAUGUGUGUCGAUAGAUAUUUUCUUUGUGAAGAUACUUUACUAAUAUUUAUAUUAAAUUUCGAAUCCUUGAAAUAAAGCAUGCUCCUUCAUUACGUAUAUUCAAAUUGCAGGUCAGGAAUAAAAAUUCCUGUGUCUGAACUUGAUGAUUUACUUCAACAAAUUGAGUGCAUGAAAAAAAAUUUGCACAACCACUUCAACUACUGCGAACACAACUACUGUUGAUGACAAAAUGUGCUAUCAAGAGGGUUUGGUGGCCAGAGAGAAGGCAUGUGCAAAUUUAUUGCAGGACUGUGAAAAUGGUAAUAUAUUUCAAACCAUAAUACAUAUUUGUAAAAUGAGGUCCACUGUUGAUUAUGAAUUUUCUCUUUUGAGAAUUUGCAAUGUGCAGUGAAUCUCUCAUUAUAACAAUAAUCAAGAGAAUAAAUAUAGUUGUGAACAGCUAUAUAGAAAUUGAUCCUGACUUAGGGGCAGACAUCAGUAUAAGAGAGAUUGAGGGGGAAAAUAUUUCAUCCCCGAUUGUAAAAGAGCCCACCGAAAAAAGUAGUAGAAUAAGACCUUUGGCUCAAAGUAAUAUAAUGGCACCAAAGCGGACAAGAAAUAACCCUAAUUUAAAACAAACUACGGUCAGGUAUUUGGAAAAAAAUGAGAACCAACAUGCAUUAAGGUUGAGAGAAUUGAAUCUGGAAGAGAGGAAGCAAUAAUUUGAAGAGAAGAAGUUUGAAAUGGCUAAAGAGGAACGUCAGAAGAGAUUGGAAAUGGAAGAAAGAAGAUUGACGAUGGAGGAGACCAGAUUGAAAAUAGAGAUGGUUCUGUUCGCUAAUCAACAGGAUCUUAUAAGAAUGUUGUGUAGCAAGUAAU
This is a messenger RNA of Coccinella septempunctata (seven-spotted ladybird), 1134 nucleotides long. RefSeq lists its product as uncharacterized. The transcript has 2 exons. Bases 657 to 977 code for a protein of 106 amino acids. The record is from RefSeq and is a predicted model, not a curated record. Lineage: Eukaryota; Metazoa; Arthropoda; Insecta; Coleoptera; Coccinellidae.